GGAAGGGUACAGAAAUGGUAUGCAAUGCCAGUGGCUAUAAUUUAAUAUUCUUUCACUACCCAAUUUUUUUGUCUGCUGAGGGUGGGAGGGAUGAAUAAGGUUAUCCCUUCCCUUUCAAUUCUCUAUGGCAACCAGUAUAUUUGAGACAAAAAUGAGACAAAAAUAGUUUUAAGAUGGCAGGCAGCCAAUCAAAUUCAUGCGAGUUGACACCUUUUUCAAAUAUGAAUAGAAGGUAAUGACGAUGCAUGUGGAAGUUAUCUUAUCAUUAUGGCCCUUAAGUUGGUUAGAAAUAAAUUAUUUAUUUGAUAUGCUGAAUGGAUAGAAAUAGUUAACUGAACUUCGUCCUGUCAAGUUGGGCUUCCUGUGUUGUCUCGGUCAGUGAGUUGGGACUUGUUGAAAAAAGAAAACAAACAAACAUGGCCGACUUUUGUGGCCAAGUUUUUUGUUUGGUUGUUUCCUCAAAUUUUUUCUUGAGCUAACCCAACUAGUGUUUAAGAGUUGUUUAAAAGUAGCUACUAGUCUCAAAAAUAGCGAAGAAGUUUAAUUCAUGGAUGUAGAUGUUCAAAAAAACACAAAUACUCGUCUCCUCAGUGAAGACGUCUACCGUCCUUUGCGAUCUAAAGGACAAAGCUAUGCAGCUCCUUGUACUAUCAUCCAACAUCUAAACCACACUCUUGGAAACCACCAAGGUCUAUUAGUAAGCGCCUGCAAUUUUGCAGUUCAUGAUGACUCCAUCCUAAUCACUCAAACGACAUUUCCAGGUUCAAAUACAGCCCACACUUUCAAGGCUGGCUUCGUUCAAAGUUGGGAUUUGACGGAAGAUUCCGAGACAGGACACGAUGACAGUUUGUUCACCUACGCACCAAGACCUGAGUUUUCCUUGUCUCCAAACGAAGGGAUAAUAUCCUCGAUACUUAACAGUGGAAAAGGAGUUCUUAUUCUGGCGGAGAUUGAUGACGAUUCAACUCUAGAACCUUGCAAGUUUGAGUGCGUUUCGAAAUUUGGGUCUGAUAACUUGAGUGCAAAAAUAAUAAGUUGUGUUUUUUCUCCAGAUGGUAGACUGGUAGUAACUAUUAGUGUUGUGUUGUUUAAUGCUCUGCUCGGUCAACAGUACCAUGAUAUGUGCCUCUGGAGGCUCGGAAAGGCUAGGGUUUUGCAGAAAUGCUCUAAAAUUCGAUGUGAAAACCAUCUUUCUGGAUUUUCUGGUGAGCCACAGAGUUGUAUUUUCUCGCCUGAUAGCUCGCUCCUUGCCUUGUCUACAACAGAUAGUCAACUGUAUGUUCUUAGAAGUAACAGGUUGGAGGUCUUUGCAGUUAUUCGGAGCACAAGAACUCUUGGCAAUAACUGUAUGUGUGCAUUUGACCCUUGUGAAUCUCUUACAAAACUAAAUAUUGGUUUAUCAGAUGGCUUAUUUCAAGUAUGGAGAUUGAUUCCUGGGAAUAUUGACUGUGUAUUUGAAGAGAGAAUCUUGUCCUCGAGUGCCGACAGGCUUACUUCGAUGGCAUACACUCUUGAUCACUCUUUAUUAGCCUUUGGAACGACAGCUGGCGAUAUCAUCAUCUAUGAAACAGAAUUAUACAUCCAGCUAUAUAAAUUAAAUCCUAACGAUGCUGUAGAUGUAGACAAUUUGCAGGUCUGCUCUAUUGCUUUUGCUAAAUCCUGUCAAGAACUUGCAGUGGGUUAUGAUGAUGGGUGUGUUCGCUUAUGGCAGCUGCCGGUGAAGAUGAACUUACAACACAUGUGUCGGCUGGAGAUUAUCCAACUAUUGCCAGAAAACAUGAUUUAUAGAUUACCAUUACCUGAACCCUUAAGGGCAUAUCUCAUGUUUAAAGUGUCCUUUGCCGUUGACUCAUCAGAUGAUUAAGGGAUACCUCAUAGAAUUUAGGGACUGCCAUAAAAAUGGUUAUUCAUGUUUACCCAUUCAUAACUCAUGGGGGGGAGGGGGGUCUAUGUGGAUUUGAGGGGGCCAGCAAUUUUUGGAAGCAGCAAAAUAAUAGGUUUUCAAAGGGGGAGGAGUCUAUGAAAGGUAUUACAUCAAGACUCAGAAUUCAAGUAGCCCCUCACCCCACUCUAUAAAUUAUGAAUGUAUGGAUUGACUUUAAAGUAUGGAUUGAAUCUAAAAUGACUUGUAUAAUCAAAAUUAUAGUGGAUAUCUAAGUAUUGAAUGAAAACUAAAGCAAAUAAAAUGAUGGUAUCACAUAACGAAGAUCCAAACACUAAUUGCCUUGCAGCAUUACCAUCACUAAGAUGUCUAUAGUAGAGGUAAUAGCUUAGAAGGAUUUUACUUGGCCGUUGAAACAAAAUCAUAUAGAUAGUGGCUAACAGUCAAAGUAAAAUAAUACAAAACAAUGGAAUUAGUGUCUACUAAUUAGCAAUUAGUCCCCUAAUUGGCCUAUAGCCCUUGAGACCAAAGGCCGAAGGUAAGGGUAAGUGGAAUAAUUGUUUUUGUCAAAUCCAACUAGUCGGUCAAAUAGAUGCAAACAAGUUUUGAAUUAAAAUUGUGUUAUUUAGUUUUCAAACUCUGGUACUUUUCGCUACUAGUAGGCUAUAACUUAUAGCCUAGUAGUAGCUCAUCCAAUCAGAGUGCAGCAUUGAUGACAGACCGUUAGUUGGAUGACCAUCUUAUAAUCAUUACUCAUGUGGCAGCCAUGUUCAUUCUCAUGGUAAUGAAAGCCUUUAUUUAACCCACAUAAAUUUAUUCUUGGGCACUUAAAUGAGAAACUAGACAAGGAGAAAUUUAUGUUCCAGUCAACAUGGUUGUUGCUUGAGCAAAAUCCCUGCAAGAUUUGUAGUCCAAAGCUGUUUUUGAGGAAAAGAGUACACAGGAAGCCCAACUUAGACAAGAACAUUUGCUUGUUCAGUGUUGGUGUAAAUAUUAAUGUAUAGAUUACUUGGAAAAAACAUGUUUGUGAUUUCUCAUCA
Molecule: messenger RNA, 2922 nt
Organism: Actinia tenebrosa (Australian red waratah sea anemone)
Lineage: Eukaryota; Metazoa; Cnidaria; Anthozoa; Actiniaria; Actiniidae
Biological process (GO): protein polyubiquitination; intracellular signal transduction
Molecular function (GO): protein binding
Source: RefSeq, a predicted model, not a curated record